Menidia menidia (Atlantic silverside) is the source of this 957-nucleotide messenger RNA. NCBI's taxonomy places the organism in Eukaryota, Metazoa, Chordata, Actinopteri, Atheriniformes, Atherinopsidae. The record is from the annotation of a GenBank genome assembly.
ACGACCCGCGACCCGCGCCCCGUCUUUCCCCGCGCGCGCAGGGGCUCCGUCUCACAGCGCAGGCGAGAACUGGCACGAUAAGAGAGAAAAGCACGCGCACGCAGUCCGACAGCCACAGGUCUCCAGCCCCGGUCCGCCACAAACGCCACCAUGAGCUCUUAUUUCGUCAACUCGCUCUUCUCCAAAUAUAAGAGCGGGGACUCGCUGCGUCCCAACUACUACGAGUGCGGCUUCGCGCAGGACCUGGCGGCCAGCCGGCCCACCGUGGUCUACGGCCCGGGCUCCGGCGCCACCUUCCAGCACGCGCCGCAGAUCCAGGACUUCUACCACCACAGCUCCUCGUCGCUGCCCAACAACCCCUACCAGCAGAGCCCCUGCGCCGUCACGUGCCACGGGGAGCCGGGCAAUUUCUACGGGUACGACGCCCUGCAGAGGCAGACGUUCUUCGGGAGCCAGGACGCGGAUAUAGUUCAGUACAGCGACUGCAAGCUGGGAGGCGCGACGGGACUCGGGGCUGAGGACGCGGAGGGGACCGAGCAGAGCCCCUCACCCACGCAGCUCUUCCCGUGGAUGAGGCCGCAAGUAGCUGCGGGCCGGAGGCGCGGCCGCCAGACCUACAGCCGCUACCAGACCCUGGAGCUGGAGAAGGAGUUCCUCUUCAACCCCUACCUGACCCGGAAGCGGCGCAUCGAGGUGUCGCACGCGCUGGCGCUGACGGAGCGGCAGGUGAAGAUCUGGUUCCAGAACCGCAGGAUGAAGUGGAAAAAGGAGAACAACAAGGAUAAGUUCCCCAGCAGCAAAAGCGAGCAGGAGGCGGUGGAGAGGGAGCGCAGGGAGAAGGAGCUGCGGGAGGGCGGGGGGGGCAGCGGCAGCGAGGGCGGGGGGGGGGGGGGGGGGGGGGGGCUGGACGGGACUGGACAGGGACUGGACAUUUGCGAUGGGUCCGGUUCUGUGUAG